AUGGGCCCCUCACGUCAGGUCUAUCUGCUCCCAUUGAAGGACGAUGGCUCCCCAGAUGUCCCCGGCGGAUACAUCUAUCUGCCCUCUCCUGGUGAUGAAGGAUACGUGCUCCGUUUCAUCAUCGAGGGUACCAGUUCAAUUUGCCGACAAGGCAGUCUCUGGGUCAACAUCCCAGAGGAGGGGAAAGCGUUCGAGCGAACUUCGUUCCGCGAAUUCAGUUUAAAGCCCGACUUCAAUCGCAACAUCCAGAUCGAUGUUCCGAUCUCGAGGGCAGGUGCCUAUGCCUACUAUACGACUUUCACCCCGCUUCCGGAGUUUUCUGUAGACUCCGUUCCCACGCCAGAACCUACACAGACUCCUGUUCACUACAUUGAUGUAUCACCAAGAUUGACCCUCCAGGGAAAGCACCUGCCUCUUAAUGCGCUCUCUAUUUUCUCCGUCAUCUCAAAGUUCAUGGGGGCCUACCCCGGGGACUGGGAUAAGCAUCUGCAUGGAAUCAGUCAACGCAACUAUAACAUGGUCCAUUUUACACCUCUUAUGCAGCGCGGUGACUCCAACUCCCCAUACAGUAUCUUUGACCAACUGACCUUUGACUCUGCGUUCUUCCCCAAUGGCGAGAAAGACAUUGCAUCCCUUGUUUCACGCAUGGAGAAAGAAUAUGGGCUCUUGACACUGACCGAUGUCGUCUGGAACCAUACCGCCAACAACAGCAGCUGGCUGGAAGAACAUCCCGAGGCAGGCUACAGCGUUGAAACCGCGCCUUGGCUGGAGUCUGCUUUGGAGCUGGACACUGCCUUGUUGAAAUUCGGUGAGGACCUGGAGGGCCUGGGUCUUCCGACAGAAUUCAAGUCCGCUGAGGACUUGGUGGCGGUCAUGAAUGUUCUCCGCAAGCAGGUCAUCGACGGCAUUCGGCUGUGGGAAUUCUACGCAAUCGAUGUCGAAGCCGACAAGAAGAAGAUCCUGGAUGCCUGGAAGAGCGGGAAAACGGAUCCCGCGAGUAUCCAGCAGGUUGACCUGAGCAAGUUUGGCCAACUUUCACUUAAAGAACAAGCCAAAUUAGUUCACAAUUACGGUAUCCCUGCGUCAAAACAAGUGUACGGGAGAUUUGGCCGCUCCGUGGAUGCCAAGUUCGGCGCCGCUGUCUUGACGGCACUGCACGGUGACUACAGUCAGGAUUCAUCUGUAGCUGACGCGUCGAUUACUGCUCUUCUUGACGAGGUUAACCUUCCCCUAUACGGAGAGUUCGAUAAAGAUGUGGCGGAUAUCAUGGAUCAGCUCUUCAACCGCAUCAAGUACCUCCGUGUCGACGACCACGGCCCCAAGUUGGGUGCCGUCACUAAGGAAAGCCCUCUGAUCGAGACAUACUUCACCCGCCUUCCUCUCAAUGACGUCACGAAGAAACACAGCCCGAAGGCGCUCGCCCUGGUGAACAACGGGUGGAUCUGGAAUGCCGACGCCAUGCGCGAUAACGCCGGUCCCGACUCCAAAGCCUACCUCCGUCGCGAAGUCAUCGUGUGGGGCGACUGUGUGAAGCUUCGCUAUGGUCAAUCGCCCAAGGAUAAUCCCUUCCUUUGGGACUUUAUGACCAAAUAUACCCAGUUGAUGGCCAAAUACUUCAGCGGUUUCCGGAUUGAUAACUGCCAUUCUACCCCACUGGUAGUUGCGGAAUACUUAUUGGACAAAGCACGCGAGAUCCGCCCAAACUUGACAGUCUUUGCCGAGCUCUUCACCGGCUCUGAAGAGGCUGACUACGUCUUUGUCAAGCGUCUCGGAAUCAACGCUUUGAUUCGUGAGGCUAUGCAGGCUUGGAGCACGGCCGAGCUGAGUCGACUGGUUCACCGUCAUGGUGGGCGACCCAUUGGUAGUUUCGAUGUGGAUCUACCUUCCGCUGGCAGCAGCCAUGCGAUUGCGUCCGCGGAAUCGGGGGUCGCUUCAGAAGAAAUUACACACAUCCGACCAUCUCCGGUGCAGGCUCUUUUCAUGGAUUGUACCCAUGACAAUGAGGUACCUGCUCAGAAGCGAGAUGCGAGGGACACCUUGCCUAAUGCUGCCCUGGUCGCAAUGUGUGCCUCAGCCAUUGGAAGCGUGAUGGGCUACGACGAGCUUUACCCGAAGCUCAUCGAACUUGUCCACGAGAAACGUCAGUACACCUCGCCGUUCUCGGGCGAUCAGAAGCUGGAGGUCGGGGCUGGAGAGGGUGGCAUCGGCGGCGUGAAGCGACUCCUCAAUGACCUCCACACCAUGAUGGGCGUCGAGGGUUACGAUGAAACCCAUAUCCACCACGACGGCGAGUACAUAACCGUUCAUCGGGUGCACCCCAAGACGAGAAAGGGUAUUUUCCUGAUCGCCCACACGGCGUUCCCUGGUCACGAGAGCGGUGCUAUUCUGGCCCCGACUCACAUCACUGGCACACAAGCCAAGCAUAUUGGAUCCUGGGUGCUUGAGGUUGAUAGCAGUGAUGACAUGAAAUCGAAGAUUUCCGGUGACGACAAAUAUCUCAAGGGUCUCCCAGGUCGCGUCCGCGACAUCGAUGCGACGAAGAUUGACAGCAACGGGAAAGAUGUGACUAUAUCUGUGCUGGACGGUCUUGUCCCUGGAUCGAUUGCGCUCUUUGAGACCUGGAUCCCUGGUGCGGAGCAUGUCAGCGGGCUGGACAACUUCCUUUCUGCUGGUGCCGAUGAGGCGUUUGCCAACCUCAGCCUAGUUGAUCUGAACUUUACCCUGUACCGCUGCGACGCCGAGGAGAGAGAUUUCUCUAAUGGCGAGGACGGCGUUUAUGACAUUCCCAAGCACGGACCUUUGGUUUAUGCGGGUCUUCAGGGUUGGUGGAGUGUGCUCGAGGACAUUAUCAAGUACAAUCAACUUGGCCAUCCGCUUUGUGAUCACCUGCGCGAGGGACAGUGGGCUUUGGACUAUGUUGUCGGGCGGAUGGAGAAGACUGCUCAGAAGGAAAGCUUCUCUGCGCUCCAGAAGCCAGCAGCAUGGCUUCGUGAGAAGUUUGACGCUGUCCGUGGCUUGCCCAACUUCUUGCUUCCUAGGUACUUCGCCAUCAUCUUGCAAGUGGCCUAUAACGCUGCAUGGAAGGCAGGUAUCCACCAAUUCAGCGACAAUGUGCGUCAUGGUCAGGAAUUUAUCCAUCAAUUAGCUAUGGUCAGCGUGCAGCAAACCGGCCUCGUCAACUCCGCCUCUCUUUGGCCCACCAAGCAAGUACCUAGCCUGGCAGCAGGCUUGCCCCAUUUCGCUGUCGACUGGGCACGAUGCUGGGGUCGUGACGUUUUCAUUUCCAUUCGCGGUCUCUUCCUGUGCACCGGUCGCUUUGCCGACGCUAAGGAGCAUAUUCUUGCCUUUGCGAGCGUGCUCAAGCAUGGCAUGAUUCCCAAUCUGCUGAGCAGCGGCAAGUUGCCCCGAUACAAUUCUCGUGACUCGGUAUGGUUCUUCUUGCAAGCUAUCCAAGACUACACCCAGAUGGCCCCGGAUGGCAAGAGCCUUUUGCAGGAAAAGGUGCCUCGCCGUUUCUUGCCCUACGACGAUACCUGGUUCCCGUUCGAUGACCCACGCGCGUACUCUCAAUCCCCAACCAUUCUGGAGGUCAUCCAGGAGGUCUUCCAGCGACAUGCAGAGGGUAUGUCUUUCCGAGAAUAUAACGCGGGCCCCGAUCUGGAUGUGCAAAUGAAGCCCGAGGGAUUCCAGAUCGACAUCAAGGUUGAUUGGGAAACCGGUAUCAUCUUUGGUGGCAGCCAAGACAACUGUGGCACAUGGCAAGACAAGAUGGGAGAAAGUGAGAAGGCAGGCAGCAAGGGCGUUCCCGGUACUCCUCGUGAUGGAGCCGCCAUUGAGAUCACUGGUCUUCUUUACAGCGCUCUCAACUGGGUCUCGAAGCUCCACGAGUUAAAGGUGUACCCACAUUCAGGGGUUGAUCUUGGAAAUGGCAAGUCGGUCACUUUCAAGGAGUGGUCUGAAAAGGUCAAGGCCAACUUUGAACGCUGCUACUAUGUGCCACUCGACACCAAAGAUGACGCUCAAUAUGAUGUUGACGCGAAUGUGGUCAACCGCCGUGGAAUCUACAAGGAUCUUUACAGAUCUGGCAAGCCUUUUGAGGAUUAUCAACUUCGAGGCAACUUCCCCAUUGCCAUGACGGUUGCACCCGAACUUUUCACCCCUGAGAAGGCCCUGAAGGCCCUCUCGAUCGGAGACUCGGCUAUCUUGGGUCCCGUCGGCGUGGCCACUCUGGAUCCCUCUGAUCUCAACUACCGCCCUUACUACAAUAAUUCCGAGGAUUCAACCGACUUUACUACAUCCAAGGGCCGUAACUACCACCAAGGUCCUGAGUGGGUGUGGCAACGAGGAUACUUCCUCCGAGCGUUGCUUCACUUUGACCUCCUCCGGCGUAAGACGGGUGAGGAGCGAACAGAGUCUUUCCAACAAGUCACUCGCCGACUUGACGGAUGCAAGAAGGCUCUCCGUGAAAGCCCGUGGAAGGGACUUACUGAGUUGACGAACAAGAAUGGAGAGCACUGUGGAGAUUCGUCGCCUACCCAGUCGUGGUCCGCUGGUUGCCUGCUUGACCUCUACUACGACGCUGCCCAACUUUCCUAA
Penicillium oxalicum is the source of this 4596-nucleotide messenger RNA. Its product is annotated as putative glycogen debranching enzyme Gdb1. Gene Ontology annotation, biological process: glycogen biosynthetic process; glycogen catabolic process. The transcript has 3 exons. Bases 1 to 4596 code for a protein of 1531 amino acids. NCBI's taxonomy places the organism in Eukaryota, Fungi, Ascomycota, Eurotiomycetes, Eurotiales, Aspergillaceae. Gene Ontology annotation, molecular function: 4-alpha-glucanotransferase activity; amylo-alpha-1,6-glucosidase activity. The record is from RefSeq and is a predicted model, not a curated record.